Molecule: messenger RNA, 2313 nt
Organism: Eruca vesicaria subsp. sativa (arugula)
Lineage: Eukaryota; Viridiplantae; Streptophyta; Magnoliopsida; Brassicales; Brassicaceae
Source: the annotation of a GenBank genome assembly
AUGUCGAACUUGGGAAAGAUUAUUGAUCCUAACUUCUUUAAAGAUAGAGUUGCUAAGAGAAGGUCUGAGGAGCGUGAUGAAACGGUUUCUGAUAGCAAGAGGCUUCGUCUUGGAGAAGAGAACGUGCUCACGUAUACACAUUACGAUGGAGAUUUAGAGAGUAGUUGGUUGAAGAGUCAGCGUCAGAUGCUGGACCUGGAGAAGUUGGCUUUUGACAAAGGUGGUCUCCUGAUGGCGAACGAGAGGUGUGACCUUCCACGUGGCUCCUACAGAGGUCAUGGCAAUGGAUAUGAUGAGUUUCAUAUCCCAUGCAUUUCUAAAAAAGUAGAUGUCAGUGAGAAGCUUGUGAAGAUCAACGAGAUGCCAGUUUGGGCUCAACGGGCUUUUAAAGGAAUGCAAGAGUUGAACAGUGUUGAGAGCAAAGUGUAUGAGACUGCGCUAUUUAAGUCUGACAACAUUCUUCUUUGUGCUCCAACUGGUGCUGGAAAAACCAAUGUUGCAAUGCUCACCAUACUCCAGCAAAUUAAAUCCAAUAAGAAGAAUGAUGGAAAUUGCAAAAUCGUCUAUAUUACACCCAUGAAGGCCCUCGUUGCUGAGGUCGUCAGUAACUUGUAUUAUCGUCUGAAAGAUUAUGGAGUAACUGUGAGAGAACUCAGUGAGGAUCAGUCUCUUAAUGGUAACGAAAUUGAGGAUACUCAGAUCAUUGUUACCACGCCAGAGAAGUGGGAAAUGAUCACCAGGAAGACUGGUUAUACCCACCUUGUGAGACUUGUUAUAAUCGAUGAUAUUCAUCUUUUGCAUGAUAAUAGAGGUCCUGUGCUUGAAAGCAUUGUCGCCAGGACUCUUAUGAAGACUGAAACCACCAAGGAGAAUAUUCGUUUGGUUGGUUUCUCAGCUAUACUGCCAAACUAUGAAGACGUGGCCUUGUUUUUGCGGGUUGAUCUCAAGAAAGGGUUGUUUGAAUUCGACAGCGGCUACAGAUAUCUGCCUCUUGAUCAGAAGUAUAUUGGAAUCACUGUGGAAAACCCGUUGGAGAAGUUCCAGAUGAUGAAUGAUCUUUGUUAUCAGAAAGUAGUGGCUGGUGGUGGAAAGCACCAGGUUCUUGUUUUUGUUAAUUCGAGGAAUGAAACAGCAAAAACUGCAAACGCUAUAGUGGAGACAGCAAUGGAGAACGAUACACUCGGCAGAUUCUUGGAAGAAGAUAGUGGAAGCCGUGAAGUUCUUGAGAGUCAGAUUGAACUUGUUGAGAAUAGUGAUCUGAAAAAACUUUUGCCUUACGGUUUUGGUAUUCAUCAUUCCGGGCUAACAAGGGGUGAUCGUGAGAUAGUUGAGACGCUUUUUGGUGAAGGUUAUGUGAGAGUCUUGGUUUCCACAGCAACUAGUGUGAAUCUGCAUGCUCAUACAGUCAUAAUCAAAGGAACACAGGCUUAUGAUCCUGAGAAAGGAGCGUGGAUGGAACUCAGUGCGAUGGAUGUUAUGCAGAUGCUUGGUCGUGCUGGAAGACCUAAGUAUGAUCAAUAUGGGGAAGGUAUAAUCAUCACUGGCUACACCGAGCUGCAGUUUUAUCUUUCUUUGAUGAAUGAGCAGCUACCUAUUGAAAGCCAGUUUAUUUCAAAACUUGCUGAUCAGCUUAAUGUUGAAGUUGUGGCUGGAACUCUUCAGAAUGCUAAAGAGGCUUGUCAUUGGCUUGGCUAUACGUAUCUAUAUCACCGUAUGGUUUGUAAUCCUACGCUUUAUGGUUUAGCGUCUGAUGCCCUUGGAAAAGACCCAGUGUUGGAGGAAAGAAGAGCUGACCUGAUACACUCAGCUGCUACUAUCUUGGACAAAAACAAUUUGGUUAAGUAUGACAAGAAAAGUGGAUGUUUCCAAGUUACUGAUUUGGGACGGGUUGCUAGCUGCUACUGUGUGAGUCAUGGGACCAUAGCUACGUACAAUGCGCAUUUGAAGCCAACGAUGGGUGAUGUUGAUCUGUAUCGUCUGUUAUCGCUGAGUGAGGAGUUCAAGUAUGUGACUGUUGGGGGAGAUGAGAAGAUGGAGCUGGCGAAGCUUUUGGAUCGUGUCCUGGUUCCUAUCAAGGAAACUCUGGAGGAGCCUAGUGCAAAGAUUAAUGUUUUGCUACAGGCAUAUAUUUUACAGCUAAAGCUUCAGAGUCUUACUUUGACAUCAGACAUGGUUUAUAUAGGUGAGAGAGCUGGACGUCUUGUACAAGCUCUCUAUGAAAUUGCACUGAAGCGUGGAUGGGAUGAAUUGGCUGAGAAGGCUCUGAACUUGGCUAACAUGGUUGGGAAGAUUACAAAAGAAAUAAAAGUUUAA